AUGGACAAACAGACACUAAUGAAGACAUUUUGGAAUGAAGACUUCUGGCAGAACCCUUGGGAUCAGGGGGCCCUGGUGGUGAUUGUGCUAUUCAACUGCACAGUCCUGUUUCUCAUCUUCUUUGCCAUUGUGUUUGGUUUAUUCACUUCUACAGAGGACAUCCAGUGUGAAGAGAAAUGA
This is a messenger RNA of Carlito syrichta (Philippine tarsier), 180 nucleotides long. RefSeq names its product small integral membrane protein 6 (gene ERLN). The transcript has a single exon. NCBI's taxonomy places the organism in Eukaryota, Metazoa, Chordata, Mammalia, Primates, Tarsiidae. The record is from RefSeq and is a predicted model, not a curated record. Bases 1 to 180 code for a protein of 59 amino acids.